UUGGUAGAUUGGUAGUCGAGUGUUCCUCCCUCGACAGACCUACCGGUAUGAGAGCAUACUAAAGUACUGAACUUGGACGCCGGAGCGUCUCCGCUCAGUUCAAAAUUGAUAACAAAUAAGUAAUCGGAUAUAUCACUACACUAUUAUAUCACUAUAAUGGUAAUUUGGGAGAGUGUUUAAUAGUCUAUGGCUUCAUUCAAAAUGUAUCUCAGCAUAGGCAUUAUAUUUAUGUUAUAUAUUAUUUCAGUGGUAUUUAGCUUCGAAGCUGCGUUUGUUCGCAAUAAAUCGGGAACAUCCGUUUCUGAAGUACCGGUACUGGAAUUACCCUCAAACUUACCUGCAUUGCCUGGAGAUUUCUCGCAGCAUACGCGCGAUUUUCAAGAACUUUUCUAUAUUAUUAUGGAAGAUGCCAAGUUGAAUAGAAUGGCCCAGAAUUCCUCAACUCCAACAUAUAUGUUGGAUCUAUAUAAGUCUAUCAAAGGGCCAACAGCAUCAAUCCGUCCGACUCAGCUGGAAGCAAGUGUAAUACGGGACUCGGACACUGUCAGGAGUUUUCUACCACAAGCAUCAGAUUUUGAAGAAAGUCAAGGAAGAUUCAGUUUUAAUCUGUCGGUCAUUGAACCCGAGGAGGACAUCCGUUUAUGCGAACUUCGUAUUGCAAACAAAAAGUUAAAAUGGUCGUCACAAAAUAUCAGAAUCAGUAUUUACCAGACCUGUACGAAAGCUUGUGAAGAUCCAACCGGCAGUGAAGUAUGUUCUUCUUCCACUAGAAUUUCAUCGUUGACGUUGCCACUAACAGAGGAUGAAGAUGAGAAACAGGUAGUCUUCGACGUCACUCGAUCGGUGCGUUACGCAUUGCAGAUUGAACGCUCCGCGUCUUGCGCAUUAGAAAUCAUUUUGUCAAAUGAUGAGGAGUUAGAAGACCCAAAAUCAAUUGAUAGACGUAGGAGAGAAAUACUUGGUAGGGUUGACAUAACGUCUGGAAGGUUUAUACCAGCUCAUAGCCCUACAGCUAAGCAAAAACAGACUGAUAAUGUGGUGUUGGUCGUUUUUACGCGUGAUAUAAAACCGAAGAACGUGCUAAAUGAUGCCAAAGUGCAUGAACUCGGAGGUACAUCACUUCAAGUUGAGGCAGAUAUGAGGCGAAUGCGACGAGACGCAAAAGAAGACAGAAAGCUCAAGAAAGAACGAGAGAGAAACAAAGAGAAGAAACAGCAGCGGGAAAAAGAACGAGCUGAUAAACUUGCCAGUGAAUUGACAAUACCAACGUGUCGGAAAGUAAGCUUUCAGAUAAAUUUCGAUCACAUUGGAUGGAGCCGUUGGAUCAUCUACCCGGCUGAAUUCGAAGCAUUUAGGUGCGAGGGAAGUUGUACUGGUCCCAUGAAGCCGCAUCAUAACCCAAGCAACCACGCAGUCAUGCAAAGCUUGGUCAACCUUAAAAGACCGGACUUGGCCCCAGAGGUUUGUUGUGUACCCACUAAGUUAGUACCUUUAAGUAUGCUGUAUUUCGAACACGGUAGCAUUGCUCUCAAGCACCACGCCGAGAUGAUCGUUGCGGAAUGCGGGUGUCGGUAGUUCUCUAGUAUGUUUUUACUUAUUAAAAGUCUCUAAUUAUUACCAGGAACCAACGUUAGUAGACUUAUAUCACUAUUGCCUCAAUCGAUGUGGGUCUACCUUACUUAUUCGAAUUGAAGUUAGAAGAGUGCAAACUAAUAAUAAUAAUUAUUAUUAUUAUUUUGUAUGUAUAGUUAUAUGUUACAACAAUAAAGUUAUCUUGUAUCUUGUAUAGUCAUUAAAUAUCUCCUACUCCGUCCGUAAUCUAAAGCUUAAUACUCCACCCCCCCCCCAACCCCGGGCCUCCACAACCAAUUUAUAUUAAUGUCAUAUUGUUAAUAUGCAUUUACGAUCAUGAUGCUAACUUUUAUAUGGAAGUUUAUUUAAGUUAUUAAUAAAGUACGAAAAUCAAAAUAAAUAUCGAUGUGGAAUUACAAUUAAAUUAUAAAAAGAUAUUAUAAUUUGCUGGUAGCAAGUACUAGAAAUAUUAUUAUUUGUAUUGCAAAUAUACCUCCAAAUGUAUUUACAAUAUAACCAAGUGAAUAACUUCGACUUCGACAACCAUGAAUAAUUAUUGCAGUGAUUGUAAUGUACAAUAUUUAAUUAAAUAUUUCCUAAUCUAAAGCUUGUUGAAAUAGAAAGAAAACGACGUCAACAAUUAAAAAAAAAAGUGAUUUUUAAUCAAAGUUUUAUUUGGCUGUUAUCUUAUUAUCAUCAAUAUUUUGUAUGUCAAAUUUAAAUUUAAUAAAACUUAAAGUUAACACCCACAAAAGUAGAAUUAAGUAGACGAAAUAGAAGUUAUAGGUUACACAAUCACACGAAAAAGCCAAUGAAUUAUUUAGUCAAUUGAGUUAUAUUUUCAGUGAAACUUAUAUGUACUACACUGUAAAUAAAUUUUAUAAUUUUCUA
Anneissia japonica is the source of this 2463-nucleotide messenger RNA. RefSeq names its product nodal homolog. Gene Ontology annotation, molecular function: growth factor activity; type I activin receptor binding; cytokine activity. Bases 187 to 1575 code for a protein of 462 amino acids. Lineage: Eukaryota; Metazoa; Echinodermata; Crinoidea; Comatulida; Comatulidae. The record is from RefSeq and is a predicted model, not a curated record. The transcript is spliced from 3 exons. Gene Ontology annotation, biological process: SMAD protein signal transduction; BMP signaling pathway. Gene Ontology annotation, cellular component: extracellular region.